GGUACAUACUGAUGCGAUGUACUUCUGGCGGACACGGCUUGCAGGUCUGCGUGCGCGUGAGAUACAUACAGGGUGAUCUGGAGCGAAAUUACGGAGAUGACAGCCUGGAAACAGGGACAGGAAGCGGGGAGGAUUCGGACGCUGUCCGGGCGGGAGGCGCUGGGCUGCGGGAGGACGUCCGAGGGGGCGUUACCCGAACACGUUGCACGGCGUACGCACGUCCCCACGCCUGCUGACGCGGCCGCCCUCGCGUGUGCUCGCGACGCCUCCCGCCCUCCGCCCUCGGCAGGCGAACUUCACUGGGCACGUCGAGCUGAGUCGGGUCGAGUCAAACAGAGUGCGCAACCGGUGGAGGGGCAGGGGAGGGCUGCGUUUGGACGAGACGCAGCUUCCGAAAGCAGCAGGCGCAUACCACCGCCACAGGCUCAUACGACCCGAUCGUCUACCGCCUUCGACCUCUUCCCAAGCGCCGCCUGCUUGCCCUCCUACCCCCACCAUCUCCCCAUUCUCCUCCUCUCUCGCCUCCACCAUAUCCUCCCUCGCAAGACACGCAACAUUGGCUCUGCCAACCCCCAGUAUACACUUACACCUCCAUGGACGCUCUCAGAUCCCUCGUGCAGCCCCUCGUCGGCGGCGGAGGCGGCUCCUCAAUGAUUGACGGCAUGAAGCUUGUCGUCCUCGGUGGCACUGUCGAGACCGCCCGUCGCGUUGCCAGUUCAGGAUGGUCUCAUUUCAUUAAUUCCUUCUUCCUUACCGCCCACUUUUCCGAAGAGGACUACCCAUAUGAUUGGUUGAUGCUCUGGCUCUCUCGUCGUCCCGAGUGGCAACGUUCGCGCGAGUUUGAGACAACGACUCGCUCCUCAACGCCGGGCUUUGGGUCGCGGAUAGCCGACAAUUCUUUCGGCGACGAGGACGAGGAGGAUGACGACGCUCCUGGACGCGUAAAGACACGCGUCGUCUUCCAGCCGACGGCAAACACGACCCAUACCAUCUACUAUCGCGGGCACUGGCUCCGUGUCAAGCGUUGGAGGAAGAGUGACACCGGCAGCGAAGUCAUCUCGGUAUCCGUCGUCGCUCGGAAUAACUCGAUCCUCAAGCAGCUCGUUCUCCAGGCCAAGAAGGAGUAUGAGGCCGAGGCGGUACACCGGAUACAGAUCUACUUCGCCGACUCGCAUGGCUGCUGGAGAUGGACAGAUUCCCGGCAUAAGCGGCCUAUGUCGUCCAUCGUCCUCAACCCCGGCGUGAAGGAGAUGUUGUUGUCGGACACCAAGGACUUCCUCAAGUCUGAGAAGUGGUAUGCGGACCGCGGCAUUCCGUUCCGAAGGGGAUACUUGCUGUACGGUGUACCUGGUUCUGGCAAGAGUUCGCUGAUCCACGCCAUUGCGGGCGAGUUGAUGCUUGACAUAUAUGUCGUGUCGCUGUCGUCUUCAUGGGUAAACGACGGCACACUCACCACGCUGAUGGGACGCGUGCCAGCGCGAUGCAUAGUUCUUCUGGAGGACCUCGAUGCAGCGUUCACGCGCAGCACAUCGCGAGACGGCAGCUCGACAGGUAACCCCGACGGCAAGUCUGAGGAGAAAGCGGCAGAGCAAACUACGACCACGUCGUCUUCGUCCCGCCGGACACGUCAGAAAGAACAGUUGUCAGAUGUCAACACUCUCACAUUGAGUGGCUUGCUGAACGCACUAGAUGGUGUAGCCGCGUCAGAAGGACGACUACUAUUCGCAACGACGAACCAUCUUGAGCGUCUCGACCCGGCGUUGUCGCGUCCCGGACGGAUGGACGUCUGGAUCGAGUUCAAGAAUGCGUCAAAGUGGCAAGCUGAGCAACUGUUCCGCAACUUCUUCCCAUCGACGGACGAGGACGACGUCCCCAUAGAGGGUGAUCUUGAUAGCAUUGAGCUCCCCAUGGUACCGCCGUCGCCGUCAGCCGCGUCGUCGAGCGGCUCCACGCUCUUCUCGUUGUCGUCUACGUUCUCGUCAGUCCCGACGACCCCAUCUGGAUCGUCAAGCCCUCUGUCGCCUCUUCCUUCCCUUCCGGAAGGUCUUCCGGCACGCUCGCGCACGAGCUCGACAACCGGCGCGGGCGCGGCCAAAGGGAAGAACAAGGAGCGCACGCGGACAGUGAGCGACGCGGGUCUGCAGAACCAGGCGUACCUGCCUCCACCAGUAGAGGCGGAGAUCAUGGAUGCGAAGCACUCCGCGAAGCCGCUCGACGGCGCGACGUUGGCGGCGCUUGCUAAGAAGUUCGCGGAUUCGAUCCCGGACGAGGAGUUCAGCGUGGCUGCUCUGCAGGGCUGUGAGUGUUCCAAUUUUCGAUCGUGUACUUAUCGCGGGUUGUUACUGCGACCUUCCUCUUCACUCUUGCGCUCAUCCUUGGUCGAUGAAGCGGCUGCGGAGAUUACGUAGAAGUUUUCAUUUCACGGGGACGGUGCGUGUGAUGGAGCGCAUAGACAACGUGCUGACGGAAUGGCUUGCUUGGGCGAUGCGUAUUGACAGAUCUGCUGAAGAACAAGUCACGACCAGAAUCUGCAGCAAACGAGGCGACGGCAUGGGUGGAGAGCGAGCGAGCGUUGAGGGAAAAGUUGAAGAAGGAGAGGGAGGCGCGCGAGCGCAAGGAGAAGCAGGAGCGUGAGCAGCGCCGCAAGGAGCUUCUGCAGAAGGAGAAGGAGGCCGCUGAGCUCAAGAAGCUCGAGGAGGCCGAGGCGGCACGCAUAGUAGCGGAGCAGGCCACCGCUGUGCUUUCCGUGGUCACCCCCGUGUUGGCCCCGCUGUCGCUUGAUGAGCCGCCUGUGCAGGUAGUGGAGGACGGGAACAAGGAGAACACAAGCAGCAACGCACCUGCGGGGGAAGACGAUGGGUCGUCGGAUGACGAGGGCGACGCCGCGGAGCAGGGUGUCGGGUCUGGGACGACCUGGGUCAGUAUAGUGCAAGGCACGCCGGCUUGACUCUCUUCUCCGGUCGACGACGCGGCGGUAAAGUCUGUAACACCGACCGAGGACCUCGCCAGUUCGAGCCGUGGUGACGAGGCUUCCGACGGCGCGGACAUUGAUGAAGAACGUCGUCCGGUGUCCGACGGGACGUUCGUGAACAGUACGGGCACAGAGGAGGAUGGAGGGACAAUGCUUGCGCGGCGGCACGCGGGCGGGUUCGCGGUGCUGCAAGUGUUGGCGAUGCUCGAGUAUUAUCUCAGUGUGCUUCAUAUGUAUGUAGUGCUGCAGCUCGCGCUGUUUGGAGGGCGAUUUUGAUCGACCCCAGUAGCGAGCACGUCUUGGAACGUUAUAGUUGACGUUGGAAUAGAAUAUAUUGGGUUGCG
Dichomitus squalens LYAD-421 SS1 is the source of this 3315-nucleotide messenger RNA. Its product is annotated as P-loop containing nucleoside triphosphate hydrolase protein. The coding region runs from base 594 to 2408 and encodes 604 amino acids. The transcript is spliced from 6 exons. The record is from RefSeq and is a predicted model, not a curated record. Gene Ontology annotation, cellular component: mitochondrial inner membrane. Lineage: Eukaryota; Fungi; Basidiomycota; Agaricomycetes; Polyporales; Polyporaceae. Gene Ontology annotation, biological process: mitochondrial respiratory chain complex III assembly; protein insertion into mitochondrial inner membrane from matrix. Gene Ontology annotation, molecular function: ATP binding; ATP hydrolysis activity.